CUGAGCGAUAGACUGAACAGUAACAGUGUUCUCAAUCCAACCAGGAUGAGCAGAUCCCACUUUAUCGGAGGUACUGUAGAUCCAGGUUUUGAAUCAGUUAAAAAACUGUUUAUCAAAAACUUUGAGCUUGGAUCAGAUGAGAACUCUCAGUUUUGUGUAUAUGUAGGAGAGAGGAAGGUGAUAGAUCUUUGGGGAACUUUAAACAAAACUGAUGGAUACAAUGCAGAUACCCUGACUACUGUAUUCAGUAGUACUAAAAGCAUAACAGCUAUUAUGAUGGCUAUGGCCCGGGACCGUGAUCUCCUGGAAUACUCGGAUAAGAUUAGCAAGCAUUGGCCUGAGUUUGCCCAAGGAGGAAAGGAAGAUAUUACAAUUGCUGAUUUGAUGAGACAUGAAGCUGGAUUAGCAAACCUAUCCAACCCUUUGGAGAUUGAAGAUUUGCUGCCAGAAAAUAUAAAGAAGAACGCUGCCGGGGAGAAAUUAGUUCGGUGUGUACCUAGCUACCCUGAAGGAGGGAAGCGAGAAUAUCAUGCUUUUUCACGUGGAUGCCUUGCAAAUGAGAUCAUGAGACGUGUUGACCCAUUGAAUCGAACAUUAGGAGAAUUCCUGCAGAAAGAGAUUGCGAGUAAACUGCAAGCGGACGUCUAUAUAGGUUGUAACAAACCAGAAUAUUUUGAUGUCAAGAAUAUGCCAUUUAUGUUUGCAAUGAAGGAAGGCCUAAAAAAGCAGUUUGGACUGCAAAGUGCCACUGAAAGCACUCUAUCUAAUAUGUUAGGAUUUCUUUACCUUAUCCGGAAUAUGAUGAAGAAUAAACCAUCAGUCAACGGAUUUACAGAUUUCACUGCUGUAAACCAGUCACUAGUUCGAGCUACAGAACUGCCAAGUGUUAACGGAAACUGCUCUGCGAGAGGGAUGGCUGUUCUAGCUGCGGCGCUGGCAAACAAAGGAAACUUUCAGGAUACUCGUUUGAUGAAAGAAACAACAUGGAAUGAAAUGCAUUCUGAUCCCACACCUGGAAAUGCAGCCGGUGGAGAGUUCUUGUUUACUAAGGGAGGAGUCGCUUUCUUUAACGAGGGAUUGAGAGAAGGAUACUUUGGUUGGUUCGGAUAUGGAGGUUCAGUGCUUCAAUGGAACCCAUCUCUCAAGAUUGGAUUUGCAUAUACUUGUACCUAUUUGUUUCCGUUUGGUGUUUUGAACUUGAAAGCAGCAGAAAUGCAGGCAGAAGUGGUAAAAUGUUUGAAAAAUAUGAAGAAUCCUGGAGAAAAGUAGGAAAUAAACCUGUUCAAGUUCACUAAGCUUGGAGAAUAUUUCAAUUCAUUGUUUUCUACUUUAUUUAAUUGGUGUGAAAAAUCCGUAAUUUUCUAAAUAAUCUGCAACUGCCAUUCUUCAAAAAGAUUUAAAUUUUUUCGUGUAGGCACUUUUAAACUUGAGCUAAGUUGUCCCUACAGGGUAUGACGACAACGGGAUAAAGAAAAGGAAUUAGAUUAAUCUAUAGGUCUAAAUAAAAUGGAGAUAAAUACUUAAUAUUGUGAUUUUCAGAAUAAACGUAUUGACUUCAGGGCUCCAUAAAAUUGUAAAACAGUUUACAAAAUUGAUGAAAAAUGAUGAUCAAUCUCUAUGAGUUUACAAAAUUGAUGAAAAAUGAUGAUCAAUCUCUAUGAGUUUACAAAAUUGAUGAAAAAUGAUGAUCAAUCUCUAUGAGUUUACAAAAUUGAUGAAAAAUGAUGAUCAAUCUCUAUGAGUUUACAAAAUUGAUGAAAAAUGAUGAUCAAUCUCUAUGAGUUUACUAAAUUGAUGAAAAAUGAUGAUCAAUCUCUAUGAGUUUACUAAAUUGAUGAAAAAUGAUGAUCAAUCUCUAUGAGUUUACAAAAUUGAUGAAAAAUGAUGAUCAAUCUCUAUGAGUUUACUAAAUUGAUGAAAAACGAUGAUCUUCCCUAUAUGGAAAAAUAAAUGAUAAUGAUUUUAAUUAAAAACAAUCAGGCUUGGUAACACUUGAGAUUAUAAAAAAGGGAUUUUUAACACAAAUUGAAAUGACUCACCAAUUGUAAUUCCUGUUCAAUUUUUGGAUUUUAUCCUAUUUCAUCUUCUCUCAGCAAUGUUCAUCUUCAUAGCCUGGUUUUCAACGCUUAUUUCCUGUGAAUUUGUUAAAUCUUGUAAAAAGAGCUUUUGAAAAGAAAUGAAUAACUUGAACGGAAAAUAUAUAUAUAUAUACUACGAA
This is a messenger RNA of Eurytemora carolleeae, 2218 nucleotides long. RefSeq names its product beta-lactamase domain-containing protein 2. Lineage: Eukaryota; Metazoa; Arthropoda; Copepoda; Calanoida; Temoridae. The record is from RefSeq and is a predicted model, not a curated record. The coding region runs from base 46 to 1269 and encodes 407 amino acids. The transcript has 2 exons.